AUGCUCGCCGUUUGGCUGACGCUCAUCCAACUUCCGCUCGCCGCCACCCUUCCAGAAUUCAGGACGAAUCCGAUGACGCCGAACAGCGCCAUCCAACAAUGGGCCGCCGGCGGCUGUUUCGCCAUGCUGCUCAUCGGCCUCAUUCUGAUCUACACCAAGAAAAUUUUCGAACGAUGCCGCGCGAAUCGAAAGCGCAACGCCGGCAAUUGUUGCGGCCGUCGAUGCUGCUGA
This is a messenger RNA of Caenorhabditis bovis, 231 nucleotides long. The record is from the annotation of a GenBank genome assembly. Lineage: Eukaryota; Metazoa; Nematoda; Chromadorea; Rhabditida; Rhabditidae.